AGCACGAUUCGUGGAUUGUAUGGUACAGGAUGCACGACUUCGACAACAACAACCUGCUGGACGGCCAGGAGAUGAUGGCGGCCAUGUUCCACACCAGCCACCACGAUGAUGGCGAUCACGCAGAUGAAAGGAUAGAGAUCAUACCGGAGGCGGACAUCGCCAGCUACGUGGACUCUGCCCUUUUAGCUGACAAAAACCACGACGGCUACAUUUCGUAUCCGGAACUAAGGGCAAGCGACCUUGCAAAGCAGCACACUUAAAUCUUUGUACAAAGGUGAUACCACUAUGCGCCCACUGCAUUUUCACAUACGUCGUCUUAUUUAGAAUUUUUUUUGUUCGGCACACAGUGCCUUUUCAGUGCCUUUAUACAUCUGCUUUACUGAGUCCUUUUACUCACAAUAAAGUAUUUUGCCGUG
This is a messenger RNA of Dermacentor silvarum, 416 nucleotides long. RefSeq names its product multiple coagulation factor deficiency protein 2 homolog. The transcript has 2 exons. NCBI's taxonomy places the organism in Eukaryota, Metazoa, Arthropoda, Arachnida, Ixodida, Ixodidae. The record is from RefSeq and is a predicted model, not a curated record. The coding region runs from base 30 to 260 and encodes 76 amino acids.